CUGUGAAUUAAAACACAUCGGGCGUAUUAAUAUUUGUUUUAUUCAUGAAUUUUAUUUUUAUUACAUCGUAAAAAUAUAUAUCACGGAUUAACUCGGGUAUCAAUAAAUCUAUUGUUUAUUAUCAAUUAGUACGUUUCUCGACGAUGAGCUCCAAAUAGAAUCCUGUUUUUUCCAGUUCCGUCGCUUUAUAAUUUCUAAUUCUUAACAAACUAUAUUUUUUACAAUAGGAUAUUCAACAUAUUGCUAUUAUUGUUUGUAAAAUCAGUGUGGAAGGCUUUGUUUUGAACAAAAUGGCUUUGAAAAUUCGUGUUGAUUCGCCUAAUGUGAAAUACACCGACGAUUAUAUCGAAGCACAAUACGAGUAUCGAACGACGUACGUUACGGUGGACGAUCAUGCAAAAUACACUGCAACACCAGCAACUACAAAUCUCGUGAUUAGAACACAAUUAAAAGUUCCGAAGCUUGGAGUGAUGUUGGUGGGAUGGGGUGGAAACAAUGGAACUACUUUCACUGCAGCGCUUUUAGCAAACAAACAUAAGUUGACCUGGGAAACAAAGCAUGGUCUUCAGAAAUCAAAUUGGUAUGGUUCUUUAAUUCAAGCAUCUACCAUCAAACUAGGUAGAGGGAAAACAGAAGAUGUGUUUGUUCCCAUGUCCUGGAUGCUUCCAAUGGUAAAUCCAGAUAAUAUAGAACUUGAUGGCUGGGAUAUAUCUGACUUGAAUCUGUUCAAAGCCAUGCAGCGAGCGAAGGUUUUGGAUAUCAAUUUGCAGAAGCAAUUGGAGACACACAUGGUGUCUAUGAAACCCAGGAAAAGCAUAUACUAUCCCGAUUUCAUCGCUGCAAAUCAGGAAGAAAGAGCAAACAAUAUUAUCCCGGGUACGAAACUAGAGCAGUUAAAUUUGAUCAGAAAGGAUAUUGCUGAGUUUAAAAAUGCUAAGAAGUUGGAUCAAGUGAUUGUGCUGUGGACUGCUAACACAGAACGAUUUUCCGAAAUAAUUUGUGGCCUCAACGACACUGCUGACAAUUUGCUAAAAGCCAUAAGCGAUAAUCAUUCAGAAAUCAGUCCAAGUACAGUGUUCGCAGUUGCGGCAGCUCUGGAAGGCUGUACAUAUAUAAAUGGUUCACCACAAAAUACCUUCGUACCAGGUGCAAUAGAAUUAGCAAAGAGACAAAAGACAUUCAUUGGUGGUGAUGAUUUUAAAUCUGGACAGACAAAGCUGAAAUCUGUACUAAUCGACUUUUUGGUCUCUGCUGGUAUUAAACCAGUGUCGAUAGUCAGUUAUAACCAUUUGGGAAAUAACGAUGGGUACAAUUUGUCUGCUCCGCAACAGUUUCGAUCUAAAGAGAUUUCUAAAAGCAACGUGGUAGAUGACAUGGUACAAUCAAAUAGGAUUUUAUAUAAACCUGAGGAAAAGCCAGAUCACUGCGUCGUUAUCAAAUAUGUCCCAUAUGUUGGUGACAGUAAACGGGCAAUGGAUGAAUACACAUCGGAAAUAUUACUCGGAGGGCAGAACACUAUAGUGAUUCAUAACACCUGCGAAGAUUCCCUGUUGGCCAGUCCAAUAAUACUGGAUCUGGUUUUAUUGGCAGAGAUUUGCUCACGCAUCAGUUUCAAGCUAGCAGACACGGAAGAGGAAUUCACCAGAUUUCACAAUGUACUCUCUGUAUUGUCAUACCUUUGCAAAGCGCCACUGGUUCCACAAGGGACACCAGUGAUAAAUGCAUUAUCCAAACAACGAGCCGCGAUUGAAAAUAUUUUGAGAGCUUGCCUUGCAUUACCCCCUGAGAAUAAUAUGUUGCUCGAACACAAAGUGAUUUUUGGUAAGCAAAUAUAAACCAGAGAAACAAAAUUCUAUCUUGAGAGUGAAGAAAUUACUAUCAAAGAAGUAAAGAACGAAGAAAUAGUAUUACGUUAGAGUAAUACGAGAAACAGGAAAUUUUAAAUCUUCCUGUAAAAUUUUUCACAGAGUCUAUGAGAUGAAGGUUUUGGAAAAGCAGAUAUCACAAAAGUUAUUUAGUGUAAAUUUUGAUUGUUUUUAAUUAGUAGAAGUUAUAUGUAAGUUUGAAGAAAGAUUUGUCUAUAAACUACAAUAUUUAAUGUAUUAAUUUCGCAAAAUUUUACAGCGCACAGAUGAUGUAUAUUUUGAAAAGAAAAAACAUGAAAGUGUAUACUUUUAUUUUUUUGAAUAAUAAAAGAGUCAUUAGUUUUUUA
Molecule: messenger RNA, 2212 nt
Organism: Colletes gigas
Lineage: Eukaryota; Metazoa; Arthropoda; Insecta; Hymenoptera; Colletidae
Gene: Inos
Product: inositol-3-phosphate synthase 1-B
Exons: 7
Coding region: 291-1835 (514 amino acids)
Biological process (GO): inositol biosynthetic process; phospholipid biosynthetic process
Cellular component (GO): cytoplasm
Molecular function (GO): inositol-3-phosphate synthase activity
Source: RefSeq, a predicted model, not a curated record